UUUCAGAUUAAUUAAACAUAGAUUGUGUCUGAAAAUAACUGCGAUGUCAAUUUUUCUAAUAUUUUUCUAGUGCUUUAUUUCGUGCGUGAUGUGAAAUAAUAUUUUAAAUGCAGGCAACAUCACAUCAGGUCUUUAUGUAUUUAAGUAUUUUAUAAUUAAUUUAUGUGUAUUAGGACUCUAAUUCUUUCAAUAACAAUUUCUUUUAGUUUUAAGCGCACCGCCUACAAUCUUUACUGCUUUGCCCUAAGGUUGACUGGUAGAGAAUGCCUCAUGGCAUUAAGUUCGCCUUUUGUACAUUAAGUUUUUCUUUUGUGCAAUAAAGUUUUAAAUAAAUAAAUAAAUAAAACAUCCCUAUAAAUCUUUACAAAUUAAAACUUACCAUGUGUGUACAGUGUGCUAAAUAGUGAUUGACUGUGUACGUGUAAGCACUAACUAUGGAUGAAAGUGAACAAGAACACGUGAAAAAGUACAAAAGUUUACCGAGAUUGAAACGGAAGGAGACAUGGCGAAAGAGCCGGCUGGACACAUGGUUCGGCCGGCCAAAGAAGGGCGGCGGCAUCGAGCGCGGCUACGACACCGUGCCGCGCGCCGAGCCGAGCCGCGCCGAGGAUGACGAGCACAACGCCGCCAACGAGUAUACCAGCAAGAUCGACGCGUUAGACGACACACAGCUACAGCGGAGAUUCGAGGAGAUGCUGUCAGACAUGAAUCUCAGUGAAGAGAAGAAGGCGCCGCUCAGAAAAUAUUCGCGGGACCAGAAGAAAAAGAUGCUCGUCGCCUACAAAUUCGUCAACGCGCAGGAAGGCCGAUCAAAAUUCGAAAAGCCGUCAGACUACGUAGCCUACCUAAACCAACCUGAACUCUCAGUAGGCAAACUGCACAGUUGUCUAGAAAAUCUAAGGAUAGCCUUAACUAACAACCCUUUAUCAUGGAUAGAAGAAUUCGGAACGAAGGGCAUUGAGAGUAUAUUGACUACGCUGAAUCUGUGUUAUACCAAUGACUCCCGCUACGAUCGAGUGCAAUACGAAUGCAUCCGCUGCCUAUCCGCCAUCUUGAACAACACUGUGGGCAUCAGAACGGUGUUCGAAUGUAGAGAAGCAUUGCCAGUUUUAGCAAGGAGUUUAGACGCCAGGAAACCGCAUUGUGCUUUGGAGGCGGCUAAGGUGCUGGCGGCCAUCUGCCUCAUCCCGAACGGGCACGAGAAGGUGCUGGAGGCCAUCACGAUGGCCGGCGAGUCCAACAGGAAGCCGCGGCUGCUCUGCAUCGUCGAGGGCCUGGACAGCAAAGCCCCUGAAAGCUUAAAGAACGGCUGUAUGCAGCUCAUAAACGCCAUAAUAACGGAGCCGGAGGAACUCGAGUUCAGAAUGCAUUUGCGGAGUGAAUUCAUGAGGACGGGACUGCAAGAUUUAAUAGACGAGCUGCGAGCGGGCGCGGAGGGAGCGAGACAGAUACAGAUGACGGUGUUCGACCAGCACGCCGCCGCCGACCAGGACGAGUUCCUCGCCAAGUUCGACGACGUCAGAGUGGAUUUCCACGACGCCAACGAAUGUUUCGAGCUCGUAAAGAACCUAGUAAUGGACACGCCGGCAGAACCAUACCUACUGUCCAUACUGCAACAUUUGCUGUUCAUACGAGACGAUGAAUUGAUAAGGCCAGCAUACUACAAGUUAAUAGAGGAAUGCAUCACGCAGAUAGUCCUCCAUAAGAACGGCUACGACCCCGACUUCAGAGCCACGCAGCGAUUCAAUAUCGACGUGCAGCCGCUUAUAGAAGGUCUAAUAGAAAAAUCAAGAGCAGAAGAAGAAAGAAAAGUAGACGAAUUAAAACAAAAGCUAGAGGCCGCCAUAGCAGCGAGACAGGAGGCCGAAGCGAGAGCAGAGCACUUAGAACAACGUCUAAAAGGCUCGCCCAGCGGCCCGGGAGGCGUCACGCAGGGAAAUAUAGCUGCUAUUGCUAAGGCCAUAGGCAGCCCCGGAGGCCCGGCGCCGCCGCCGCCGCCGCCGAUGCCGGGAGGAGGGCCUCCACCACCACCACCACCGCCUAUGCCUUCAGGGCCGGGUAGCGGAGGGCCGCCGCCGCCUCCGCCUAUGCCUUCAGUGGGCGGAGGUCCGCCUCCUCCACCCCCUCCGCCGAUGCCGGGCGGGCCCCCGCCGCCGCCCAUGCCGGGCGCGGGCGGGCCGCCCCCGCCCCCGCCGCCGCCCAUGAUGGGCGGCCCGCGCCCGCCGCCGCCGCCCAUGGGGGGACCCAUGGCACCUAGAAUGCCCCAACCCGACGUUUUGCCUCACGGUCUGAAACCUAAGAAGAAGUGGGAGGUGGAGGGCCCUCUAAAGCGAGCCAACUGGAAGACGAUCGUACCUGCCAAGAUGUCCGAGAAAGCCUUCUGGGUCAAGGUACAAGAAGAAAAAAUGGCGUCACCCGACAUCCUCAGUGGUUUGGCGCUCAAGUUCUCCAGCAAACCAGUCGCCAAAAAGAAUGAAGAUGCCGUCGAUAAAGUACACACGCUAAAAAAAGUCAAAGACCUGAAAGUCCUAGACAGCAAAGCGGCACAAAACCUGUCUAUUCUCCUUGGCGGCUCUCUAAAACACAUGUCGUACGAGCACAUACGAACGUGCGUGUUACGAUGCGAUACUACAGUGCUGUCGGCCAAUGUGCUGGACUUACUUAUACAGUACUUACCACCCGCGGACCAGUUAAAAAAGCUCUCAGAACUAAAAAACAAAGAAGACCUAACAGAAGCGGAGCAGUUCUCAGCAACAGUGGCUGAUGUGAAACGUCUAGUGCCUCGGUUAAGGAGUUUAGCGUUUAGGGAACAUUAUACGGAGAUGAUAUCUGAAGUGAAGCCGGAUAUCGUCUCGGGUACAGCGGCGUGCGAAGAAGUGAAAUCGAGCGGCAAAUUCGCGAAGAUUCUAGAACUGUUGCUAUUAUUAGGAAACUAUAUGAAUACUGGCUCCAACAACGCGGGGGCGUAUGGCUUCGAAAUCAGCUUCCUGACUAAGUUAACAGCGACAAAAGAUUUGGAGAACAAGCAAACGUUGCUACAUUACUUGGUCGACACGAUCGAGAGGAAGUUCCCGGACGCGCUCAACUUCGCCGAAGAAAUGCCUCACAUAGACAGGGCGGCGCGCGUGUCGAUGGAGAACGUGCAGAAGGCGCUGAAGAAGAUGGACAGCGAUAUAAGAGCGCUGGAGACCGACCUCAACAACUCGCGCGUGCCGCAGGAGCCCGACGACCGCUUCCACGAGACCAUGAGCUCAUUCGCGAAAGAAGCCAGAGAACAAUGCGAUCUACUCCACUCCAUGUUCCGGAAAAUGGACGCGUUAUACACAGAACUAGCAGAAUACUACGUGUUCGAUCCCCACAAGUACACGCUCGAAGAAUUCUUCUCCGAUAUCAAGACUUUCAAGGACUCUUUCACGGCGGCGUACCAAGAAAACAUAGUAGCGAGAGAGACGGAAGAGCGAGCGAGAAGAGCGCGGGAAGCGCGGGCCACGGCGGAAAGAGAGAGAAGAGAUCGACAACACAGAUAUAAGCAGCUGGUCGACAUGGACCGAGCGCAGGACGGAGUUAUGGACAGCCUAAUGGAGGCCCUGCAAAGCGGCUCAGCGUUUAGCAGAGAACGGCCGAGGAAAAAGGCGAACCCGCGGGUCGCUGGAGCUGAACGGCGCGCGCAGCUGAGCCGCUCGCGCUCGCGCUCCGGCCUCACCGGACCACUCACCACGCGGGAACUGACUAACGAGUUGCUUAGCAACGCGUGAUAGCUCAUAACAAGUGAUACUAGUAUGUAGCAUAUACACCAGUCAACAAGGAUUCAUUGAACCCCUCUUAAAUAUUGUACAGUCAGCAUCAAUAGUAGCGGAUGAAACAACGCGGCAAAAGUAUCUGACAUCCCGGAUAACUUUUCCAAAUAUAGAUAAAUUUCUUGUGAAUUUUCACGUUCAAAACUAUAUCCUUUACGGUCUUAGUUGUUCUAUAUUAAAUACAUCACUUUUUGUUAAGCCGUUACAGAAUGGUAGGUACUUAUGAAGCGUUAUUUGAUCCGCUACUUUCGACGCUGACUGUAGCUAAAUAUAUUGAUGUCGAGUUUUUAAUACUUUUUUUAGCACAUUCACGAGAAAUGUAUUGGAUUUUUUGUGUAAGCAAUAUUUUUCCAUUAAAUUGCGCAUAGAUUAAUUAAAUAACACACAAAGACUGGGAAAACAUGGCAAUUGUUUGAAUUAGGAUUAAUAUUCCGAGCAACCCAUUAGUUAAAAGUGAAAUAGCUAUGAAAGUGAAAUAAGAAAACCGUACAGUUAUUGUAGAAACGCCUCAAUACUAAUUUAUAAAAAUACUCUUGUAAUGCAAUUCACAGUCGGGUGGGUUACCACGACGUUCUAACGCCUUGUUGAUUGGACUAGAAGUAAGCCCGUCUCACAUAGAAGUGUCUACUUAUGUAUCUCCAUUAAUAAAAAAAUUAUAUGUACAUUUUAAAUAUUUUGUAUAGAAUUGAAUUCGUGUUUCGUCGGUUUUUUAUUAUGACUUCGAAAUGAUUUGGUUUUCAUAAAAGAUUUAUUCAGAAAAAAAAUGCUUGAAAAUAUUAUACUAAUGGCGGUCUUAAAGCUAAUAUAAUAAGGCAAUCUCUACCAGUGUACCAUUGGGUCAAAUAGAUAUUUAUUGUUUGUGUAGGACUUAACCUCUUGUGUAUCAAAGUCCUUAAACUAGUACAAAUGACCUCCGAUGAAAUUUGAAUCAUUAUUAAGUGGAAUAGAGUUGAUUUUGUUUUGUUUCGUUCGAUAUUAAAACGAAACAAAUUUAAUAACUAAUACCAUUGAUUCAAAUUUUCCUUGUAUGAUGGCUAGCUCUAGACCAGCAUUGCCUAAGCUAUGGGUCGUGAUAGGGUGGUUCAAAAUGUUGCUACUCCACAAUUAUACACGGUGUAACAUGAGGGAAACGAAAGAUUUUAACAGUGUAUUCCUGAUCACAUUUAGAGACUUAAAUGUCACAUAAACUUAUCUGGAUUUCUACUAGUUUCAGAGUUAAUACAAAAAAAAAAUUGUAUUGUAACUUAGUUCAAAACGCCUUUUUGAUGGCGAUUAUGCCAUUAUGGGGCGUAGUCUAAAUAUCCUUACUGAUAGAUGUCAAAAAGUGACAAGUAACCUAUGCAAAAACUAGGUUUUACAAAAAAUAUCGUAAAAAUUCAUUUUCAGUGCCAGUUACCAUAACAUUACCUUUUUAUUUACAAAUACCUUCGAGCAACACCGGCUUCCGACACGUCGUAAGGGAGUAGCCUAAGCGAUAUCUUACCGAACAAAUCUUUCUGCCAUUUUUUUGCGGGGGGAAACGUGCACACAGUCGCACUUCUCACACACUACAUACAAAAUCCAAUCUGUAAUGACGACACAAAUACAUAGAAAAUGACACACGUCAAAGAUAAAUCUUGCACACCUCGAUCUCUUUUUAUGUACGGACGAGUCACAACAUGCACCGCCAUAGGCACAGUUGUGCCAAUGCUUUGGCAGAGGGGAAAUAGUAUGAAUGCCGUCUCCCUUCCCUGUGUUGCUCGAAGACAAAUAUAUUCAAAAAUUGGAAAAAAAAUUUUUUUUUGCGAAACUGACUAAAACUUAAACUUUGGCCUCAGAAGUGCCUGGUUAAAAUCUUUUAGGUUCCUCGUGUUACACCGUGUAUAAACCAAUUUUGAGAACAAUCACUCAUUAUUUACAGGUCGCUCAAAAUGGGGCAAUUCUGCCAUACUAAAAUGUAUGAAAUGAACUUGACCACAGAAAAAUUCAAACCUAGAGGCGUUUUAAUGGUUUUAUUACGCUUAUCCCUAUUUAUAGUCUGUAUCUUUAGGUAUUUAAAAAAAGGUAAAGAAACAAUUUGUACAUUUUCGGGUAGUUUUAAUAUUUAUUGGUUAACCAACCAAAUACAAAACCGCCUGGAUCUGUCACUGAACGACCUGACUUUAAACCUACUUUAUUUGAUCAUGUCAUGUUUUCAUGUACCCUCAACUGCCUUAAGGAGCCAUUUGAGGGUAGAUUUUGUUUACCUUUUUUAAAUACCUAAAGAUACAGACUAUAGUUACAGCUAAAUAAAACAUAAACCGGCUAUUUUGUUAUUUUUGAAUUAAUGUGAUUUUUAUUUAUUGUAUGAGAUAUCAAAAUUCUAAAGCAAUGUUGAGCGACCAGUAAAUUAUGAGCAACUGAGUCAAAAUUUGACACAUACAUGACUACUUCAUAAUAGUACAAAGGGAGAAAAGAUUGCAAUUUUUUUUCCAUACAAACGUGGACCACCCUAGUCGCGACCCGUUGGUGGGUCGCGAGCGAAAUUUGAGUGGGACCUGGGAUAUAAGACGAUAUGCUUGAGGUGAGUCCUGAAUUUGGCAGUAUUGGUUUGCUCAACUUUGAGAACCACUGGGCUAGAGGUUAAAAAUCUAAUAAUUUCGAAGUCUAAACUAAUUUAGUUUUAUUAACUCCUUAACAAGUGACUCGAUCAUCUUUUACAUUAUUAUUACAAUUUAAAAAGUGACCGGAAUAAAUAUUGAUAGCAAUGGUAGUGCCUAUAUUAGGAGGCCUUUAUGUAGGCCUAAGGCCAUAGGAUAGAAAGAGAGUUUUAAGGGCUGUAAGAGAGAAAAGGAGAGAGAAUAGCUUGAGCUUUUAUGGCACCAAUGGAAUCUUAAAUAAUGUAUAAAAUAAUAACUUGAGUUUUCGUUCGGAUCUGUAAUCUUGACCUUUUUACUAUUGAAUUGGCGGUUAGUUAGUUAUUCAAUUGGCGGUCGAUAACGAUUCUCAUCUUGGAUAAUGAAAUUGGACAUUUUAUAAAAAUACUUCUGUAUUUAGAAAUGGCUAUAUUGAUAGUUAUUAUUACUAUAGAGAAGCCAUACUAAACAAUGAAAUUGUCGCAAAACGUCGUAAGCGCCGUAUAAUUAAUUUAUGUUAAGGGCACCAAUGAUGGAACAUUUAAAAGAAAAUUCAUGGCGCUUAUGUUAAGGGCCCCAAUCAUAGGACAUUCAAGAGAAAAUUCAUGGCGCUAAUGUUAACGGCACCAAUCAUGGGACAUUUAAGAGAAAAUUCAUGGCGGUUAUGUUAAGGGCACCAAUCAUAGGACAUUCAAGAGAAAAUUCAUGGCGCUAAUGUUAACGGCACCAAUCAUGGGACAUUUAAGAGAAAAUUCAUGGCGGUUAUGUUAAGGGCACCAAUCAUGGGACAUUCAAGAGAAAAUUCAUGGCGCUUAUGUUAAGGGCACCAAUCAUGGGACAUUUAAGAGAAAAUUCAUGGCGCUAAUGUUAACGGCACCAAUCAUGGGGCAUUUAAGAGAAAAUUCAUGGCGCUUAUGUUAAGGGCCCUAAUCAUGGGACAUUUAAGAGAAAAUUCAUGGCGCUAAUGUUAACGGCACCAAUCAUGGGACAUUUAAGAGAAAAUUUGGAGUAAUUUUGAUAUUUUACCGACACCUGUGAAAUUUCUACCGCUGUAUUCGUUAAAAUUUGAAUGUGUUAUUCGUCUUUUAGGUUUUCUAUGUAUUUAAUGAAAGCUGCUGCAAUUGGUUUCAAUAUUAUUAACAUAUUAAAAUUAUGGUUUUUUGCUCCAGUCAUGGGAUGUAUGGCGCCAUUAAUUUUCAAACUAACAAAUGUCAAUGAAAAAUAAAACUGAAGCAGCUCUAUUGCUCUUGUUUAUGGUAAAAUGUUGCCAGCGUUUAAAAACUGAUGGUAAAUACUUGUAUUAUAGGAUUUGUCUAUACGAUCCCAUUACUGGUGUCAGUCCCAACAUAGGGGUGUUGACUAUAAGCGUCAUGGUCGCGAGAUUCACGCUCCGCUUCUAUGGUUUGUUGUCAAAACAACAAGUCGUGGCGCAAAAUACUGGUUCUCUGUGCCGGGUCUAUACGUAGUAAUAAUAUUUCAAUGUAUUGACUAUGGUUAUUGGAAUAAAAAAAGUUGUCAUAAUUUGCGUACUGCCUGUAUAAAAAGAUUAUAAAGAGGCCUAAAGAUGCCUACAGGUGUGAGGUAGAAAAAGAGAGAACUAUUGAUGUAAGGGUAAGAGGGACAGAGAAAGAAAAAAUGAUCAUGCUUCUUAUGAAUUUGACACUAGUUUCAAUAAUUUAGAUAGUAGUGUUGAAUACUUUGUUAAAUAUGAAAUAAAACAAAACCAUUUGUUUGGAGAAUUUAAUAACUGGAGACGCCUUGUCUGUAAUUUUCUGUACAAAACAGUCUGCCGAUUUUUACGGGGGAGGGGCACGUCAAAUGUAUGGCUAUUUGUAGAUAACGUAAACGUCAGUUCAUAGAAUACAUAUAACCAUUGGCCGAGGUUUUCGACAGAGGGGUCAGCUCUUAGGCGACUCCGGUUAUUAAAUCCUCCAAGUAGCUUUGUGAUAUAAUUUUUAUAAAACUUGAUUCACACUUUAUAAUCUCUUGCGUUACUUUUUGUAUUAAAUAAAAUUAGGGCCUACAAUUAUCAACACCAGCUGUUAUGGGCCUUUAACACAUUAACAUCGCGAGCUGCCCCGAAAUCACGCGCGGUAAAAUACACACGGAGGCGCUUUGGCACUGAUCGUGAUGUUAGCGUGUGAAACGCCUAAUAUAUCCUAAAAAAUAUUAAUACCUAAUUAUUUGACACAUAAAUCUAACAUACAGUAUGUUCGUCUUGUGUUACAAAACAAAAAAGUGUGCGUCAAAAAGUAGAUUUAAAACGACAAAUGUGUUUAUUAUAAGAAUCUUCCAAUACUUUACGUUCUAAUACGCUUGUAAUAAUUAUAAACGACAAUAUUGAUGUCCGAUAUUUAGACUGUUUGUCAUAUUUUGACUAGAUUUGUCCAAUUAUAUUAUGUGAUUUUAUUUAUUGAUGGUAUAUCGAUUAACAAUAUGUUCGUACUAACCACUCCAAUCGAUCGAUAAUCGAUCGAUGGUAGAAUGGAACAGUAGACGUCGAUCGAUCGCUUGGUCUACGAAGAAACUAUCGAUUAGCGUCAUAGAUAGGCAGGAUCGUAUAGAUGUGGUAUACCGCGUGCGGGACAGAACAUACGCAAUGCGACAAAAUUAAAAAUACGUUUUAACAUUCCUGACAACAUACCAAAAACAACCUACGUGAUUUGGUCGGGUUAUUUUUGUACCACCAAAAUUUACGGCGGGGAAUAAAAAAAAUUAAACUGUGACAAGGACCAACAAUAAUAACGCUUUCUGUGCUAUUCCUACUUUUCAGUAGACUAUCCCGUUCUGUGAGUUCCCCCCACCACUCACGCCCAAUCCAUACUAAAUACUACAUUCAUGGUCGACGUCGACUAUUCCAUUCUACCAUCGAUCGAUUGGUUUGGUAACACCCUUUUAAGAUCGAUUCUCACUAACGCGUAGACAAACGCGACAAAUGCGACCAUAUUUCGCAAGCAGACGAGCAUGGGCAAACCAUAAAAGUGUAUACAAUAGUAAUACUUAUUUAUAUUGAUGACAAACUCGCUAAGUUUUCGCGUAUAUUGUUUGUUAUACACUUCAAGCAACAUCCGGAAGGGAGUCUACAAGUGUUUAUACUAAACGUACAGAGUAAGAAAUACAUAUUUCUGAUCACGACUUAUGAAUCAACCUGUAUACCUACUUAUUUCAAUGGAAUAAAACCCACAAUUGUGUACUCAUUUAUGACCUCGUCUAUUGUCAAUUCUGUAAUAUACCGCCAUAACGCACAACAUAAAUUAAUAAAUUAAUCUAGAAAGACCUCAGCAGCUCUAGCACAACUGACCGCGUCACCACCUCUUUCUAACUAGUUCCGUGCGAAAGGGACAGGCCUUGCGACAUAACGGGCACUUGACCAGUUCCGUGCGAAAGAGACAGGUGGCUGGCUUGCGACUUGGCGGGCAGUUGUGCUAGCCCUGCAGAUAAGGGACGAUGAGUUGUUUUUUUUUAUAAAAAUAAUUGGUAUGUAUGUAUAUUUUAGCGUCAUUAUUUAAGAAAUGUCUAAACCUGGAGCCUGUUUCUAAAUAGCGUGUAACUUGUCACUUUUUCACUUUCACUUUUUGACAGGUUUUGUUAGAAAGGGACUUCUACUUGUAUUACAAGCUACAAGCGUUUGAGAAACGGGCCCCUGUGGGCCAAUUUUUGAACUUCGAGCGCUCGAUUUCGUCAUUCGAAUAUCUGUGGAAAACUGUGAAAUGUUAUUUAAACACGAGCGUAAAAAUUCAAAGUGGUUGAGCACCCCCUUGAAGUGGAGAUAAAGUUACAAAACUUGGUUUAUUUUAUCAGCAUAAUAAGUGUAACAAAAUAAGUGGGUGCCCCGUUGGAAAAUAAAAAAAUGGUUUAUUGAACCACCCUAGGAGCCACACGAAAUCGAAAAUAGCAAUCUUAAAAAUUCACAUCGAUCACAAUUGAAAUCCAUCGCUUGAAAUUCAAACAUCGGCCCCUGCUAUCGUAAAUUUAUUCACUCACCUAUGGUUUUAGUGUAAAAUAUAAAUAUGUUAAUAUUUCACCUGCAUUGCCUAUACAUAUGAAUAUGUGCUAGAACUCUUUGAGAUUAUUUGGAGUCAGUUCAUUUUUAUUGUAUCUUAAUUUUGUGUAUUUCCUUUGUAUAUAAUGAAUAUUUUAAGCGACGUAAAAUGUGUUUAAAUAUUUUUUUUAUAAGAUAAUGUGAAGCUAACUUAUAGAACUAUGUGGUAUGUCACCAAUCCUUUUUUAAACAGUUUCAGGCUAUAUAUGAUACCUAAUAUAAAUAUAAUAUUACAAGAAAAAAUACUGUGUGCUUGGUACUCUUUUCGAAGAUAAAAUGCAUAUAAUUUGAAAUUCUUGAAAGUCAGUUUUAUACAGCCUAUGUAAUAAAAUAAACGAAGCACUUCAUUAAUUAUUCGUAUUCACUUCAUUCAAAUAAAAAUAUGCUUUUAAAUGUUCUAAUUCAAUUCCUAAAUAAUUUGUUUUUAUUUCGUCAGAAAGAGAACGUUUAAUCUCAUUUUAAUAUAAUUUUAAUGUUUUUUAUUCUCGAUUGUUAUGUUCGCUCCACACUCACGUCGAAAAACGAAUGAUUUAUGUUAAUAUCAUAGCAAAAUUUAUGUAAGCAGUGCAAAAUUAACCUUCAUCUUCUUCUUAACGCUUUCCUGGUUGCAGCCCGGACUGUAUAUCCCCUAGAAUAAGAGUUAUGUCCUCGAGAAAUCGCGCGUUUUUUGCGACCAGUGUGGAGCGAACUUUAUGAUGUAGCGUCGGAAAAUGUAUGGUAUGCAUAAUUAUAUUGAACCGUAAUGUAAAUAUAUUUUUGUAAAAUGUUACAAUUUUUAAUUAAUUAUAUGUUUUUUGAACUUAA
Messenger RNA from Cydia pomonella (codling moth), 11237 nucleotides. RefSeq names its product protein diaphanous (gene dia). Gene Ontology annotation, molecular function: small GTPase binding; microtubule binding; actin binding. Gene Ontology annotation, biological process: actin cytoskeleton organization; actin filament polymerization. Gene Ontology annotation, cellular component: actin filament; cytoplasm. The coding region runs from base 435 to 3755 and encodes 1106 amino acids. The record is from RefSeq and is a predicted model, not a curated record. The transcript is spliced from 27 exons. NCBI's taxonomy places the organism in Eukaryota, Metazoa, Arthropoda, Insecta, Lepidoptera, Tortricidae.